AUGGCUACCCGCGCAGAAGAAUCCCACGAUGCCAUCACGGCCGUGGACACCCCGGCCCAUGGCACAGGGAGAGAGAAGGCAGCGGACUUCCUAGCCACCGUCAAAGAGGAAGAACGGACAUUCAGCCCAGAAGAAGAAAAGCGCGUUCUUAGACGCAUCGAUCUCCGUAUACUGCCUCUUCUGCUAGGAGCAUACUUCUUCCAACAACUGGACAAAUCAACGCUGUCGUACGUGUCCAUUUUUGGCCUCGUCGAGGAUGCACAUCUGCACGGCCAGCAGUACUCAUGGCUUGGAUCUAUUCUGUAUCUUGCCCAACUAGUGGUGCAACCACUUGCUGCCUUGCUACUUGUCAAGGCCCCAACAGGGAAAGUCAUCGGAACCGCGGUGCUGCUAUGGGGAAGUUCGCUGGCCAUCAUGGCAGCGUGCACGGACUUUGCCAGCCUACUAGGGCUACGACUAACCUUGGGGACAUUUGAGGCUAUGAUAGCACCCUCAUGUGUGGCCGUCACGCAAAUGUGGUGGCGUCGAGGCGAGCAAACCCUUCGGACGGCGAUAUGGAACGCGAUGAACGGGGUCACCUUUAUAGUCGGAAGUCUAUUCACGUACGGACUCGGCCACAUCUACAGCGACUACCUCUACUCCUACCAGAUAAUCUUCAUGUUCUGCGGUCUCCUCACCGUCGCCUACUCAACUCUAGUCCUAAUCUUCAUGCCCGACUCCCCCAUGGAAGCCAAGUUCCUCUCUGAACGCGAGAAAGUGAUCGCCGUGGAACGUCUCCGAGCCAAUCAGAUGGGGAUCAUCUCGCGCGAAUGGCGAUGGGAUCACGUCUGGGAGACGGCAUACGACGUGAAGACGUGGCUGUGGUUUUUUCUCAUCGUGACUAUCUCUAUCCCCAGCGGCGGUAUCAGCACAUUCGGCAACCUCAUCAUCAAGUCCUUCGGCUACGGAUCGUUCGAAACGAUCCUCUUCAACAUCCCCUUCGGCGCUAUUCAGGUCAUCGCCAUCCUAGGCGGAGGGUGGCUGGCCACGCGGUUCCAGCGGAAGGGGCUCGUGAUUGCCUUGUUUGCGGGGAUUUCUGCCAUUGGGACGUUAUUGAUGAUUGUUGUGCCAAGAGAGCAGAAGGGUGUUCUUUUGUUUGGAUAUUACUUGGUCUCCUGUCUCGCGGCCAUAACGCCCCUCGUCUACGCCUGGGAAGCGCAAAACACUGCCGGGGAUACUAAGAGGAAGUGCACUUCAGCUGUGGUGCUGAUUGGGAUGUGUGCUGGCAAUGUCAUUGGCCCCCAACUCUACUCCACCUCCCAAGCACCGCUAUAUCGACCGGGCCUUAUAUCCAAUCUUAUCCUGUUCGUGUUGGUCGCGGUCUUUGCUAUACUCGCUAAUUUAUAUCUCAUCUAUCUGAAUCGGAAGCAUGCACGACGGAGGACGGAACUGGGCAAGUCGGCUCGGAUUGUCGAUGAGUCCAUGCUUAGGAAGAAGGCUGUGGAGCAGGGGAAGGUACUUGAGGUGGAGGAUGUGAAUGUGAAUGUGAAUGUGCUGGGGGGUAACGAUAAGGGGUUCUCGGAUAUGACGGAUUUGAAGAAUGAGGAUUUUAUUUUUGUUUAUUGA
Molecule: messenger RNA, 1605 nt
Organism: Aspergillus welwitschiae
Lineage: Eukaryota; Fungi; Ascomycota; Eurotiomycetes; Eurotiales; Aspergillaceae
Product: putative MFS transporter
Exons: 8
Coding region: 1-1605 (534 amino acids)
Biological process (GO): transmembrane transport
Cellular component (GO): membrane
Molecular function (GO): transmembrane transporter activity
Source: RefSeq, a predicted model, not a curated record